Scheffersomyces coipomensis is the source of this 1218-nucleotide messenger RNA. RefSeq lists its product as uncharacterized. The record is from RefSeq and is a predicted model, not a curated record. The coding region runs from base 1 to 1218 and encodes 405 amino acids. NCBI's taxonomy places the organism in Eukaryota, Fungi, Ascomycota, Pichiomycetes, Serinales, Debaryomycetaceae. The transcript has 2 exons.
AUGAUUGAAGGUUCUAGAUUCUCAAGAAACUUCGACUUAGAGACUAUUGCUGCGCAAUAUUCGUUCCAGAAUAUAAACAAAGUUGAUCAUCAUCCAUUACCAGAUAAACUAGUAGGAAUCAAAAAUAUAGUCCUUCUUGUCGAUACUACUUCUAAUGACAAUUUAGAUGAUCUAAUCAUUCAACCUAUUCCAACUGAAGGCAUUGAGUAUGAAGAAACCUCCCAAUUCUUAUUUGAACAAGGUCAUAAGUUCGAUGACGCUUCCAAUCCAUUGACUAUCACAUUACAAUUCAAAUUAGGUCUUGAAGAUGAUGGAACAUCAAUGAAUGAUUUAUUAUUGCGGGCCAAUUUCCUUACUCGAUUAGGAUUCUUCAAAUUCAAAGUGUAUAUCUUCAAAGUAAUGACAGAUAAGAAAAAGGAUAAAUUUAUAAUGCCACCUUUACACUAUUUUACACAAUUGAAAUGUGUAGGUUUCAGGUUUGAUACAGAUAUCUUCCCAGUUAUAGAAUAUCUGAUACCAGAGUAUCUUAGAUUCGAUGAGAUGGUGGCAGAUUACUUUGACAAAGUCUGCAAUCAUAUGCCCCUAAAUAUUGACUGGUUAGGAGAAGAACUUGAAGAAUUACAUUUGGGACAAAAGCUAAGAGUUAGCAACGAGAAAUUUUGCAACAGGAGGUUUCCUAAGUUAACAACUCUUGGAGUUGAAUGUUAUGAUAUCAUCACAAUGCACAAUUUUGAAAUCUUGCUUAAAAAUCAUGGUGAUAUUAUUCGUAAUUUAACCUUAAGAGAUCUGAUGUUUAGACAAUUCCAAUAUCUUAAGAGCAUAGAAAGGUUUAUUUUAAUAGCUCAUCAUGCGGGGGAAGCAUCGGCAAGUUGUAAUAAAUUUACCACAGAUUCACUCAAAGAGAUACACAUGUAUGGAUUUAGGUUUCCAGUUACUGAAACAACUUUUGUAAAAGAGAAAAACUUGAAAAAAUUCUUUUACCUGAUUUUUUAUGAGGAGGAAUAUCAAAUACAUUCCUUAGAAGAAGAUGAAAUCGAACUCUUAAAAUCUAAAGGAAUUGAAACAAUAGAAGUUCCAUUCUUACCCUAUCAUAAAGUGGCUGACAUGUUUCACUUUUUGAAAACAGUAGUGACAAAAAUUCCUGUGCUACUCAAUUUUGAUAUUGACAACGAAAAAUUGCGUCGUAACGAAUUUAACAAUUUAGGUAAUUCAACAUAA